UUUGGACAAGCCUAUGGCGCAUCCGGCGGGAGGGGGUAUAAAAUGAUGGGGCUAGCUCUCCAUCGACGCAGUUUAAAGCCACUUUAAUUUCGGAUAAUUAAAUUAAAAGGCAGGAUGACUCCUCUGUUUAACCUCCUUUUAGUUUUGGCGGCAUCAUCCUCAGUGAUUGCCAUGCCUCGUGGUAGAACUAUGCCAGAACCAAGGCCAAUGCCAGAACCUAUGGGAAAUCAAAUGGGAAAUCAAAUGGCAAGACCUGAGCCAAUGUCUAUGGGCGCUCGUCCAAUGGGAAAUGGCCAACAAAGAAUGACAAUGAAUGCAGCACAGAGCAGAAUGGCACAAAUGCCAAUGAUGCCUAUGAAUGCAAAUUCGAUGAACAUGCGAAUGGCCAACAUGGGACAGAUGCAAAUGGCGAACAUGGCUAACAUGGCAAUGCGUCAGAUGCAGAUUAACUCCAUGCGCAAUGCAGGAAACCAAAUGAACAAAAACGGCGGAGCUGGAGAAGGCGCCGCUGCUGGAGGUGAGGGCGCCGCUGCUGGAGGUGAGGGCGCUGGUGCGGCUGGCGGUGAAGGCGCCGCAGGUGGUGGUCCACCGCCGCCCGACGAUAUGGAAGGUAUGGCCGCCCUCGCCGCAGGUCUUCCUCUGGAUGAUGCUCCCCCAGCCGGAGCCGGAACCCACGCUCAACCAUCAAUCCCAAAGAUGCCAACACCUAUGGUUGCCAUCCCAGCUCCAAUGAUGACUCCAAUGACCAUGAUGACAAUGCCAGGCGCCAUGGUAGGCGCGGGUAAUGCUGGUGCCAUGGGAAUGCCGAUGAUGCCAGUCAAUGGGAUGAUGCAAAUUAAUGGAAUGAUGCCAGGCAGUGGAAUUAUGCCAGCAAAUGGAAUGAUGCCCGCCAAUGGGAUGAUGCUAGCCAAUGGGAUGAUGCCCGCCCAUGGAAUGAAUGCAGCCAAUGGAAUGAAUGUAGCCAAUGGAAUGAAUGCAGCCAAUGGAAUCAAUGGAAUGAAUGUAGCCAAUGGAAUGAAUGCAGCCAAUGGAAUGAACACAGCCAAUGGAAUGGUGUCUGGUGCAGGAGCUGGUAACAUGAUGAUGCCAAUAAUGAUGCAAAUUGCGGCACCAUCUGGUGCAGGUGCAAUGAAAUCUACCCUUACAGGCAUGGUCACUGGUAUGCCAAUGGUAAUAAUGCCCAUGGCUGCACUGAUGGGAACCGGAAUGAUGCCAAUGGGUAUGGGAGGAAAACAAGCACCAAUGCACAAAAGACGAUACAGGAGAGCGGCAGCAUAUCCACCGAUGGAAGGUAUGAACAUGGGCAACAAAAUGAACGCUCCAAAUGGCAACAUUAGACAAGGAAGGAACAUGGCAAACAUGAUGAAUGCAAUAAAAAUGUCCCAAAUGAACAUGAAUGCAAUAAAUGCUGCAAAUAGUCAACAGAACAUGGGCAACAUGAUGAACGCAAACAUGGAUGACAUAGUGAAAAUGCAACAGAUGCAGAAUAUGGAUGACAUGGUGAACAACAUAAACAACAUCAUGAAUGCUUUCAAUGGUCCACAGAACAUGGGCAACAUGAUGAAUGCAGGAAUGGAUGAUGCAAUGAAAAUGCAGAAAAUGGACGAUAUGAUGAAAAUGUCACAGAUGCAGAAUCAAGUGAACAACAUUAUGAAUGGUCCAAGGAAUACAGAAAACGAGAUGCAACAAUUAAACAACAUGAUGAAUGCUGCCAAUAGUCAGCAGAAUAUGGGCAACACAAUGAACACAGUUGAUGAUGUGAUGAAAAUGAACCAGAUGCCAAAAAUGGACGAUAUGAUGAAUCAAAUGAACAACAUGAUGAAUUCAAAUAGAGGUCCACAGAACAGAGGAAAUGUGAUGAACCAAAUCAGCAAUAUGAUGAAUGUUGCAAAAGGUUCACAGAAUAUGGCUAAUACAAUGAAUGCAGUGGAUGAUAUGAUGAAAAUGUCGCAAAUGCAAAAUAUGGACGACAUGGUAAACCAAGCAAGCAACAUGAUGAAUGCUAGAGGUCAGCAAAUGGACGACUUGACUGUUGCAAGUAUGAAUGACAUGAUGAAAAUGACAAAUAUGGCAAAUAUGAUGAACCAAAUGACAAAUGCAGCAAACAAUCAAGGUAGCAUGAAUUCAAAAAUGAACAAUAUAAUGAAUUCUGCAAGCAUGCAAGGAGCCAUGAAUAUGAACAACGCAAUGCUUGCACCAAAUAACAAUGGAGGUCAAGGAGCUAUGGGGGCCAUAAUGAGGGCAUGCAUGAACAUGAUGAAUGGAAUGAAUAAUGUUAAUAUGCAAAUGAUGCCUGAACCAAUGCCAAAUAAUAACAAUUCUCCAGCACCAAACAACAUGAACAUGGGAAUGAACAUGAUGCCUUCCAUGCCAGAACCAAUGCCAAACAACAAUAAUUCUCCAGCACCAAACAACAUGAACAUGGGAAUGAACAUGAUGCCUUCCAUGCCAGAACCAAUGCCAAACAACAAUAAUUCUCCAGCACCAAACAACAUGAACAUGGGAAUGAACAUGAUGCCUUCCAUGCCUGAACCAAUACCAAACAACAACAACUCUCCAGCACCAAACAACAUGAACAUGGGAAUGAACAUGAUGCCUUCCAUGCCUGAACCAGUGCCAAACAACAACAAUUCUCCAGCACCAAACAACAUGAAUAUGGGAAUGAACAUGGGAAUGAACAUGAUGCCUUCCAUGCCUGAACCAAUGCCAAACAACAAUAAUUCUCCAGCACCAAACAACAUGAACAUGGGAAUGAACAUGAUGCCUUCCAUGCCUGAACCAAUGCCAAACAACAACAAUUCUCCAGCACCAAACAACAUGAAUAUGGGAAUGAACAUGGGAAUGAACAUGAUGCCUUCCAUGCCUGAACCAAUGCCAAACAACAAUAAUUCUCCAGCACCAAACAACAUGAAUAUGGGAAUGAACAUGAUGCCGUCCAUGCCUGAACCAAUGCCAAACAACAACAACUCUCCAGCACCAAACAACAUGAACAUGGGAAUGAACAUGAUGCCUUCCAUGCCAGAACCAAUGCCAAACAACAACAAUUCUCUAGCACCAAACAACAUGAACAUGGGAAUGAACAUGAUGCCUUCCAUGCCUGAACCAAUGCCAAACAACAAUAAUUCUCCAACACCAAACAACAUGAACAUGGGAAUGAACAUGGGUAUGAACAUGAUGCCUUCCAUGCCUAAACCAAUGCCAAACAACAAUAAUUCUCCAGCACCAAACAACAUGAACAUGGGAAUGAACAUGAUGCCUUCCAUGCCUGAACCAAUGCCAAACAACAACAACUCUCCAGCACCAAACAACAUGAACAUGGGAGUGAACAUGGGUAUGAACAUGAUGCCUUCCAUGCCUAAACCAAUGCCAAACAACAAUAAUUCUCCAGCUCCAAACAACAUGAACAUGGGAAUGAACAUGAUGCCUUCUAUGCCAGAACCAAUGCCAAACAACAAUAAUUCUCCAGCACCAAACAACAUGAACAUGGGAAUGAACAUGGGUAUGAACAUGAUGCCUUCCAUGCCUGAACCAAUGCCAAACAACAACAACUCUCCAGCACCAAACAACAUGAACAUGGGAAUGAACAUGAUGCCUUCCAUGCCAGAACCAUUGCCAAACAACAAUAAUUCUCCAGCUCCAAACAACAUGAACAUGGGAAUGAACAUGGGUAUGAACAUGGGAAUGAACAUGAUGCCUUCUAUGCCAGAACCAAUGCCAAACAACAAUUCUCCAGCACCAAACAACAUGAACAUGGGAAUGAACAUGGGUAUGAACAUGAUGCCUUCCAUGCCUGAACCAAUGCCAAACAACAAUAAUUCUCCAGCUCCAAACAACAUGAACAUGGGAAUGAACAUGAUGCCUUCCAUGCCAGAACCAAUGAUGAUGAACAUGAUGCCACCUACAAUGAACAAUGAUAACAUGAUGAAUGGCAUGAAUAAUGGAAACAGUAAUAGCAUGCCACCUAUGCCUGAACCAAUGCCAGUGAAUAACAUGCCAUCCAUGAAUGGAAUGAAUAUGGCUAAUAUGGGAAUGAUGCCAUCCAAUUCUGCAAAUUCUAUGAAUAACAUGCAGUCAUCUGCCAAUAACAUGAUGAUGAUGAUGAUGUCCCCACAAAACAACAUGAUGUCUCCAAUGAACAACCAACCCUCUCCUAACAAUGGCAUGUCAAAACCAUCAAAACCAAGAUCUGUUUACUAGAGAUUUAAUGUGGAUUUGUGUUAGUACCAAAGAGCUUUCGUAACUUCAGCUGGUGUCUUUCAGACAACCGAUUCAGUCACAGGAGAUGGACUUGGUAUGCUCAGGACUUGAGUACACAUGUACCGGGUACACUCUAUCCCAUUUGUGCCAAUCAAUGUAUAAAGUUAUAUAUAAUGUUCUGCUUUAAGUUGUGAUAUGUUGUUCACUGUUCAGCGACUUAUAAUGUGGCUUUUAUGAUUAAAAGCAUUUGUUAUCCGAAAUUACUUUCUAGUCAUAUUUUUCCUAACAAUAGCAUAGUCCGACACUAAAAUGAAAUGUGAAAACAUUUCAGCAUUAAAAAGAUGUAUUUUAGUAAACAUGUAGUUACCCUAACUUAGCGUUUUCUAAACAUUUUAGAAAAUUCUAAAAUACAGUUUACCAGGGUCUAAAUUUCCUGAUUAAAAUUUGUAUGUAGCAGCUGAUAAUUAGAAAAUGUGAAUGUAUGAAUGAGAAUUGUUUUAUUAUCAAUGUCAUGUUCAGAGAACACAUUCAAAAUAAAUUUUUUAAAAUUGUG
This is a messenger RNA of Magallana angulata, 4750 nucleotides long. RefSeq names its product GATA zinc finger domain-containing protein 14-like. The record is from RefSeq and is a predicted model, not a curated record. The coding region runs from base 115 to 4197 and encodes 1360 amino acids. The transcript is spliced from 5 exons. Lineage: Eukaryota; Metazoa; Mollusca; Bivalvia; Ostreida; Ostreidae.